CCUUACUACGCUCGCACACACUCAAGCCCGAAAAGGGGGAAGGGGCGGCGCUCCAUCCCACAGCUACAAACAGCGCUUGCUGCUGAAGAAGAGAAAGACGUUUUGUUGCUGAAAAGGGAAACCUGGAUAGAAAAGGGCACAGUUUGGGAACUGAAGAAGACAAGCAACGUGUGGGGGGGAAAUGCAGUACUGAUCCGUGUCCCUUAAGCAACAUUAGGCUGUCUCUGACAAAUAUGCCCUUACUCGCACACCUGUAUCGGGACAGAGAGGCGAGCUGAGAGAUUGGAAGAGAAUAUUUGUGAGCAAAGGCGUGUAUUUAAGUGGUGCUUAUUUAACAAUUAUAAAGUCUUACAUUCAUUUUAUUGAGCACCUCGAGGAAGUAGGUGCUUGUUUUUCUAUUUUUCACAUGGAAGGGGGCCGAGGAGAAACUGCCGAGCACGGUGCAAACACCAGACUAGUGGACCGGCACAAUACAGAACAAGUGUGCAGUCCAACCGCAUUCAUUCCAAAUUCCCAAUGAAAGCGCACGCCGCUUUAUCGAUAAGUAUUUUCAGCAGAAAGGUAAAUAAAGACAAUUCCCACUUUUGACCUUGGUUUGGGGAUUCAUUAAUAAUCGUACUGUAUUUGGUUAUUACCAGAAAGACUAUGCUAAACAUGUAAACGGAACAGAAGCCGCUGAGGUCUCGGUAAUGUGAUUCAGAGAUGCUUGUAAAGACAUAGCAAACAACAAGAGACAUGGAAGAGGACAGUGGGAGCUGGUCUGCCAUAAUUGGGAACAAAAGCGGGAUCCUCACCACAGCCACAAAGAUUUGGGAUUUCCAAAACACUUCCAGUCCGCUGGUUUAUUGGGAUAACGACAACAAGAGUGCGAAUCGGAUCAUCCCGUUGGAAAGUCAGGGUUACAGUCAGGAGCAAACGUACCGGAACUUCACAAUCGCGGCGCAGGUGCUCAUCUUCUUUGGGUCGCUGUUGGGUAACGUCAUGGUGUUGUGGUCGACCUGCCGAACGACUGUGUUCAAAACUGUGACCAAUCGCUUCAUCAAGAACCUGGCGUGCUCUGGUAUCUGUGCCAGCCUGGUGUGCGUGCCCUUCGACAUCGUCCUGAGUGCCAGCCCGCAGUGCUGCUGGUGGGUCUACAUCCCACCCUUCUGCAAAGUCAUCAAGUUCCUGCACAAGGUCUUCUGUUCAGUGGGCAUCCUCAGCUUCACUGCAAUCGCUAUGGACAGGUACUAUUCAGUGUUAUACCCCUUGGAAAAGAAAAUAUCAGAUUCCAAGUCCAGAGACAUGGUCAUAUAUAUCUGGGUGCACGCGAUGGUGGCCAGCGUCCCUGUAUUUGCAGUCAGCAACGUCACGGACAUAUACGCAACGUCACUGUGCACCGAGACUUUGGACUAUUCAAUUGGCCACUUGGUGUACGUCCUCGCCUACAACAUCACCACCGUAAUCCUGCCUGUGGCAGUGGUUUUCAUCUUCAUGAUCCUAAUCCGCAGAGCCCUGAGCACCAGCCAGAAGAAAAAGGUCAUCAUCGCCGCAUUGCGGACUCCUCAAAACACCAUCUCCAUCCCCUACGUCUCCCAAAGAGAGGCAGAACUGCACUCCAUGCUGCUGUCCAUGGUGCUGACAUUCAUCCUGUGCAGCAUCCCCUACGUGACUCUAGUGAUCUACAGGACCAUCCUCGACAUCUCCGACGUAUCCGUGUUCCUGCUGCUCACCGCCAUAUGGCUGCCUAAGAUCUCCUUGCUGGCCAACCCCUUGCUGUUUUUGACAGUUAACAAGUCGGUUCGCAAGUGCCUGGUGGGGACCAUCGUUCAGCUCCACAGACGCUACAGCCGGAGAAACACCGUGAGCUUGGAUGGCAUCGCGGAUGCUACUCAGGAGCCCAGCGUACGCUCGGGAAGCCAGCUCCUUGAGAUGUUCAACAUCGGGCAGCAGCAGAUAUUCAAGCGAAGCGAGGAUGAGGAGAAUGAGACCAAGUCUGUGGGGUCUGGAGAGUUACGUCCCAAGGAGAUCCCAACCACCAGCAUGGAGAUCAAGGACACCAUGGUGCAGAAGUACUCUCCCCCACACAACAGCUCAGACUCGGCCGCCCAGGUGGCCCCGGCUACCCCCUCGGAGGUAGAAGACAUCAAUGACAAGUACGCCAUGCAGUUUGGUUUCGGGCCCUUCGAGCUCCCACCGCAGUGGCUGUCAGAGACAAGGAACAGUAAGAAAAGGCUGCUGCCUCCGUUAGGAAACACGCCAGAGGAGCUCAUACAAACCAAGCAGCCCAAGUGCAGAGCAGAGAGGAAGAUGAGCAGAAACAAUAAAGUCAGCAUCUUCCCCAAGGUGGACUCCUGACUUUGGAUUGUAAAACAAACAAACAAACAAACAGACAAACGACAUGGACCAUGUACUUUUUGUCUUUUAUGUCUCUUUCUUUAAAAUUGUGCCAAAUAUUUUUACUAUGAAACUUUUGCUCAUGUGGCCGUUUUAAAACACUGUUUUUAAGGAUGAACCUGGGCAAUAAAAAAAAAAAAUGUAUUUGACUGCAAAACUGUUUAUAUUUACCUUUUGCUGAUUUUUCCAUGAGGGGUUUUGAAUGCUUUAAAUGUUGACAAAUUACAAACGGUUGUCAUGAAUGUGCACGACCAGCCCCGUACCGUAGGAAUAGUAAAGCAUAUUAUGUCGACCAUGCAAACUCUCAACAUAAUGCUGAUGAAAACAUGUAAGGUAAGUGCUCAACUCUUUAUGCCCCCAGCUAACACAAAAUAGAUUUUAAGAUGCCAAAACGGAAUGACAAAUACAUUUCCCUACUGUUUAGUUAUGGUAUCAGAACUACCUUGCUAAGCAGAGUUGGGCAGGUUACUGAAAAAAGUUACUUAUUACUUGUUAUUCAUUUCUUCAGAAAAAAAGAAAUAUAAUGACCUUACUUAUUAUUUAAUAAAAAAAGUAGCACAUUAUAUUACUUGUUAUAUUUCUUUCCUUGUCUUGUUCUGCGAAACAGUUGUUGUGACUGUUGUUUACUUUUUAACUAUAUGUCUAGUAAUUGAUUUAUUAACUGUGUCAAACAGGUUUUUAAAUGUUUGUAGUAUAAAUACAUUUCAUUUUUGGCAUAUGAACAUAAUGUACUGUAUAUUUCCUGACUUUCAAUCAUUGUGCAGUACGAAGAGAAAAUCAUACAAAUGUUUGAAUUCAAUAAAACCAUGACUAGCAAAUCAACAAUAACAAAACAAAAACAAAGAAAGGUCUAUAGAAAAACGAACUAUAUGGUGAUAAAGCAGUAAAUGUAAAAAUAAUGGGGUGAUGCAAUAAAUGUGUCCACCACUGUACGCAAGCAAACAAACAAAUAAAAGUGGUACGUACAGUCAA
This is a messenger RNA of Acipenser ruthenus (sterlet), 3348 nucleotides long. RefSeq names its product G-protein coupled receptor 176-like. Gene Ontology annotation, biological process: G protein-coupled receptor signaling pathway. The record is from RefSeq and is a predicted model, not a curated record. Gene Ontology annotation, molecular function: G protein-coupled receptor activity. Lineage: Eukaryota; Metazoa; Chordata; Actinopteri; Acipenseriformes; Acipenseridae. The transcript has 4 exons. Gene Ontology annotation, cellular component: plasma membrane. Bases 736 to 2337 code for a protein of 533 amino acids.